Molecule: messenger RNA, 2212 nt
Organism: Lepus europaeus (European hare)
Lineage: Eukaryota; Metazoa; Chordata; Mammalia; Lagomorpha; Leporidae
Gene: ZNF394
Product: zinc finger protein 394
Exons: 3
Coding region: 109-1794 (561 amino acids)
Biological process (GO): regulation of transcription by RNA polymerase II
Molecular function (GO): DNA-binding transcription factor activity, RNA polymerase II-specific; RNA polymerase II cis-regulatory region sequence-specific DNA binding
Source: RefSeq, a predicted model, not a curated record
UUCUAUGCAGGGUCUGAGUCGGGUGUGAGCGCGGUGUCUGCGGUUCGGAGGCCGUGGAGGCGCGGGGGCUGUUCCCGCAGGGGUCCGGUGUUUAGGACCGGAGGGCCGAUGAGCUCCUGCGGCUUGAUCUCCUCUUGCCUGAAGCCGAGACUCUGGGAAAGUCAGCGCAUGCCGGCGCAAGCUGAGCCGGAGCGCUACCGCCCGGAGGCCCGGGUGGCCGGGAGGUCCGGGGCCGCGGGGCCGCCCCUGCGCGAGGAGCUGGUGAUAGUGAAAGUGGAGGAGGACCCAGCCGGAGGGCGGGAGCCCGAGCCGCCCGGGGCCUGGCAGGACCCGGAGACGUCUCGGCAGCAUUUCAGGCGGCUGAGUUACCAGGAAGUGGCCGGCCCCGAAGAGGCGCUGAGGCGGCUCCGGGAGCUCUGUCGCCGGUGGCUGCGGCCCGAGCUGCACUCCAAGGAGCAGAUCCUGGAGCUGCUGGUGCUGGAGCAGUUCCUGACCAUGCUGCCCGCGGAGCUGCAGGCCUGGGUGCGGGAGCACUGCCCGGAGAGCGGGGAGGAGGCUGCGGCCGUGGUGCGGGCCCUUCAGAGCGCUCUGGACCGGGCCUCACCGCAGGAGUCGGUGACAUUCGAGGAUGUGGCUGCUUCUCUGACCUGGGAGCAGUGGGAGCGCGUGGACCCAGGCCGGAGGGACUUGUGCAAGGACAGUGCACGGGAAGUCUACGGGGGCACCAUCCCAGCUGGUUUGGAGACCAGAGCUGAGAACAAAGGGUUGAUUCCAAAGCAAGAAAUGUCAGAAGCAGAGCCCCAGGGGCAGCUCCCAGAGGUGCCCCAGGGACUGGCCUGCCCGUCUUCUGAGGGUGGUGCUACCCAGGACGACAGGGGAGAGAAGCAUUCAAGAUGUCCCUCCUCACUGAAACUUGAAAAUCCUGCCGAAGAGCAGGGACUCACCAGCACCUCCGAGCUCAACCAGAAUGGAGCCACAGCAGAGAGAGACUCUGAGAAUAAUGGACUGGGGAACAGAAGUUCCAGCUGUGUCCUUUGUCAGCACAUCUGGACAGCAGAGAGGCCUGCCGACGGUCAUGAACACGGGAGCGAGUGCAGACAGUGUUUACAUAUGGUGAGUCGCCACGCUGUGGACAGUGGAGAGCAGUUCCGUAGUUCCGACCUGUUUGAAGCCCAGAGGCAGUUCCGUGAAGAAAGACCUUACAAGUGUGAUGACUGUGAGAAGAGCUUCAAACAGCGCUCUGACCUCCUUAAACACCAGAGAAUCCACACGGGGGAGAAGCCCUACGAAUGCCAGGCAUGCGGGAAGAGCUUCAGUCAGAGCGCUGCGCUGAUUAAGCACCAGAGGACACACACAGGGGAGAAGCCAUAUGCAUGUCUGAAAUGUGGGGAGUGCUUCAGACAGAGUUCACAUCUAAAUCGGCAUCAAAGAACUCACACUGGAGAGAGGUACUAUAAAUGCGAGGAGUGUGGGGAAACGGGCCACAUUUCCAGCCUUUUUAGACACCAGAGGCUGCACAAAGGAGAGAGACCCUACAAAUGCGAAGCAUGUCAGAAGGGCUUCAAACAGCGCUCUGACCUCUUUAAACAUCAGAGGAUCCACACCGGGGAGAAGCCUUAUGGAUGUUCUGUGUGCGGGAAAAGCUUCAGUCAGAGUGCGACGCUCAUUAAGCACCAGAGAACUCACACAGGAGAGAAACCUUAUAAAUGUCUUGAAUGUGGGGACAGCUUUAGACAAAGCACACACCUCAUCCGGCACCAAAGAAUCCAUCAAAAUAAAGUCUCGUCAUUUUGAUAUGCUUCUGCAUGCCCUGUUUUGUUUGUUUCAUGUCCAGAAACCCCAUUCGGUGGCAUUUGGAGUAUUGCAGUGAACCAUGGACCGCGUUGCCUUGGGAAUCCCACACAAAACAGGCUCGGGCUGACAUGAGUCUCAAUACAUACUUUGAUAGCAUUUCACACAGGGAGGAGUGAGAGGGGAGUUCCCCAAAAGAAGACACUGCGACUUCUGAGGAGAAGAGCAAAGGCUAAUGUGACAGAAUCUGUCCGUGUCGUCCUCACUCUUCCUGCCUCUUCUUUGGACCAAAUCUUGCCCACUUCAAUUGUUUUCCUAAGAAUUGUAGUCAUUUAUAAUAAUUUCUCUACCCAGUUGUUGGAGAGGAUUUGCACUACUUUGUAAUCCUCAAAUCACCUGGUACAUCUGAGCACAGAGAAGA